This is a messenger RNA of Arabidopsis lyrata subsp. lyrata, 1453 nucleotides long. RefSeq names its product probable isoaspartyl peptidase/L-asparaginase 3. Gene Ontology annotation, biological process: protein deglycosylation. Gene Ontology annotation, molecular function: N4-(beta-N-acetylglucosaminyl)-L-asparaginase activity. The transcript has 7 exons. Lineage: Eukaryota; Viridiplantae; Streptophyta; Magnoliopsida; Brassicales; Brassicaceae. The record is from RefSeq and is a predicted model, not a curated record. Bases 203 to 1234 code for a protein of 343 amino acids.
AACCGUAUUGACUCAUGAGCAGACGAAUUUGACCUUGAGAGUCAAACAGAGCAGUCGCAGACAUACAAAACAACAAUUCUGUAGCUUCUUUUCUUGAGCUCACGGCCAUGGCGAGAAGCGAUCUUUUGAUUUUUGUUUCUACUCUUCUUCUGUUUCUGCCUCUACUUACGGGACUUGGCAAUUCUCAUAGCACAAACUACGAAUGGUUUGGUUUCAGGUAGCUGAUGCGGAAUUGGUGAAAUCUGAAAAGUUUCCUGUAGUGGUGAGUACUUGGCCUUUCCUUGAGGCCGUUAGAGCUGCUUGGAGAGCAGUUGAUACUGGGAGUUCUGCAGUAGAAGCUGUUGUGGAAGGUUGUUCUGCUUGCGAGGAACUUCGUUGUGACGGUACAGUUGGGCCUGGAGGAAGUCCGAAUGAGAAUGGUGAGACCAUGAUUGAUGCUUUAGUCAUGGAUGGGGUAACUAUGGAGGUUGGAGCGGUUGCUGCAAUGCGGUAUGUUAAAGACGGUAUAAGAGCUGCACAUCUAGUGAUGAAAUACUCUCAACACACAUUGCUCGCCGGAGAAGGAGCAUCAGCAUUUGCAAUCUCCAUGGGUCUCCCCGGACCCAUGAACCUAAGCUCCCCUGAAUCUGUAAAGAAGUGGUCGGACUGGAAAGAGAAUCAAUGUCAACCCAAUUUCAGGAAGAAUGUAGUCCCUGCAAAUGACUGUGGACCUUACAAGCCAAACAAUGGUGCUAUCAAUGUUUCUGGAUACAAAGGCACUGAAUCUUGCGAGAUGGGGGCGAUUGAGUAUAGACCUCCUCUUGUUGGUCCUCACAAUCACGAUACCAUAUCGAUGGCUGUCAUUGACAAAAUGGGGCAUAUAGCUGUUGGGACAUCGACCAAUGGAGCCACAUAUAAAAUUCCUGGAAGGGUUGGUGAUGGGCCUAUCGUCGGUUCAUCAGCCUACGCUGAUGAUGAAGUCGGUGGAUGUGGUGCAACUGGAGAUGGUGACACCAUGAUGCGCUUCCUCCCUUGUUACCAAGUUGUGGAGAGCAUGAGACAAGGAAUGAAACCAGAAGAAGCUGCUAAAGACGCAAUCUCGAGAAUCGCAAGGAAGUUUCCAGAUUUCGUGGGAGCCGUUGUGGCUGUUGACAAGAACGGGUCUCACUCAGGAGCUUGCCAUGGCUGGACGUUUCAGUACUCAGUCCAGAACCCUGACAUGGACGAUGUUCAAGUCUUCACAGUGCUUCCAUGAAACCAGUAAAUUAACUACUACUAAUCUUAUUGAAUUGUAGAAUUAGUAGUCUAUUUUGUUGGUAUAAAAUACACCACUACUUAAUCUUAUCGAGUGAGUUUCUUGAAACUAUGGGUCAUGGAUCAUAGGAUUGAAGGUUUCUAAAAGUGAUUGUAGUAACAACAAAGAAACGGCACGAAGUUCAUGUCUGGAAAUAUGGAAUGGCAAGCUCGUUUGGAA